GGGCAGAUGGCACUGUUCACUGUGGUGUUGGCUGCUGCACUGUGCCGGGGCAAGAUGGCUCGGGGCAGACGGCACUGUUCACUGUGGUGUUGGCUGCUGCACUGUGCCGGGGCAAGAUGGCUCGGGGCAGAUGGCACUGUUCACUGUGGUGUUGGCUGCUGCACUGUGCCGGGGCAAAGUGGCUUGGGGCAGAUGGCACUGUUCACUGUGGUGUUGGCUGCUGCACUGUGCCGGGGCAAGGUGGCUCGGGGCAGAUGGCACUGUUCACUGUGGUGUUGGCUGCUGCACUGUGCCGGGGCAAGGUGGCUCGGGGCAGACGGCACUGUUCACUGUGGUGUUGGCUGCUGCACUGUGCCGGGGCAGGAUGGCUCGGGGCAGACGGCACUGUUCACUGUGGUGUUGGCUGCUGCACUGUGCCGGGGCAAGGUGGCUCGGGGCAGGCGGCACUGUUCACUGUGGUGUUGGCUGCUGCACUGUGCCGGGGCAAGGUGGCUCGGGGCAGACGGCACUGUUCACUGUGGUGUUGGCUGCUGCACUGUGCCGGGGCAAGGUGGCUCGGGGCACACGGCACUGUUCACUGUGGUGUUGGCUGCUGCACUGUGCCGGGGCAAGGUGGCUCGGGGCAGAUGGCACUGUUCACUGCGGUGUUGGCUGCUGCACUGUGCCGGGGCAAGGUGGCUCGGGGCAGACGGCACUGUUCACUGUGGUGUUGGCUGCUGCACUGUGCCGGGGCAAGGUGACUCGGGGCAGAUGGCACUGUUCACUGUGGUGUUGGCUGCUGCACUGUGCCGGGGCAAGGUGGCUCAUGGCAGACGGCACUGUUCACUGUGGUGUUGGCUGCUGCACUGUGCCGGGGCAAGGUGGCUCAUGGCAGACGGCACUGUUCACUGUGGUGUUGGCUGCUGCACUGUGCCGGGGCAAGGUGGCUCGGGGCACACGGCACUGUUCACAGUGGUGUUGGCUGCUGCACUGCGCCGGGACACUCAUAAGGCCUCUCACCAGUGUGUGUAA
Molecule: messenger RNA, 1011 nt
Organism: Eriocheir sinensis (Chinese mitten crab)
Lineage: Eukaryota; Metazoa; Arthropoda; Malacostraca; Decapoda; Varunidae
Exons: 8
Coding region: 7-1011 (334 amino acids)
Source: RefSeq, a predicted model, not a curated record